Molecule: messenger RNA, 300 nt
Organism: Lithohypha guttulata
Lineage: Eukaryota; Fungi; Ascomycota; Eurotiomycetes; Chaetothyriales; Trichomeriaceae
Exons: 1
Coding region: 1-300 (99 amino acids)
Source: RefSeq, a predicted model, not a curated record
AUGUCUACCACAAAUGCUCUAGGUCUACAAUUAUCAGCCACAAACAAUUUAAUGGCUCCAGCAGUGUUUAUAGCUUUCAACUGGUUCUAUGCAUACUGUGUCCUAGCGCCUCGCAACUUCAAGCAACUAUACGGGAUCGACCACAAUGGCAACCCUCGACAAGCCCUCAACAAAUAUGGCUCUGAAGCCGUCAAGGCGGGCAAAUUGACACAAGCCCAGCUGGAGCAGAUACAAAGAGUCGAAAGCGCUAGUGCUAAUUCGACCGAAGGCUUCAUUCUCUUCACUGCAAGUGGUAAGUGA